Molecule: messenger RNA, 1532 nt
Organism: Medioppia subpectinata
Lineage: Eukaryota; Metazoa; Arthropoda; Arachnida; Sarcoptiformes; Oppiidae
Source: the annotation of a GenBank genome assembly
CUGGAUUCCUCUAUAAAUACAUCGACCGUCAAACAACCUUGGUCAUUAUGACUUUCAAUAUUGCAAUAUUUACAACUUUAAUACCGUUUUGUCCAAACAUAUGGCUACUUUACUUGUGCACAUUUAUAGCCAUGGUCGGUGGCGGCGCCUAUGAUAGCAGUACAUCCGUUUGGAUCAUAGAGUUAUGGGGCGACCAAUCGGGGCCAUGGCUACAGAUAUCGGGCCUCACUUACGGAUUGGGCAAUAUUUUUGCCCCAAUGAUAGUUAGGCCAUAUCUGACUGGAGACCUGUCCCAUAGGACACAAUUAGUCAACUCAUUGGUUUCCAAUAUAAACAAUACUAAUAAUAUAGAUAUUAAUGAUUCUGUUGAUAGACGAGCUCUAUUACAAGUGCCAUAUAUGAUCGUAGGGGCCAUUUGCACCAUAGGACCUGUGUUGUUAUUAAUAAUGCACCUUGUUAAACGAUACCAUGUACCAAUGGAUAGACUUACACAACAACAUAUUGAAAGUAAACCGUGUGCUUUGGCAGAAGGGCUUGAGGCCAAACAAUCUACAGCCCCAGCAAUGAUAGCCCUGACCCCCACAAUGAGAGCAUUAAUAAUAGCAUUGAUCGCCGUAUCUAUGAGUUUAUACGUUGGUAUGGAAUUCGCCUAUUUCUCCAACAGUCCCACAUAUUUUCAAUAUUUGGCCAUCAGUUUGUCGGCCAAACAGUCGGCCGAUCUGUUGACAGCCGUCACCACUACCUAUACGUUGGGCCGAAUAUCGGCCGCAUAUAUGGCCAGCAAAUUGAGGCCCGAAGUAAUGCUCGCCAUUCACUAUGUAAUCAUUGGCAUAUCGUUGGGUACAUUAUAUUUGGGACAGACAUCGAUAAUAGCCAUAUGGAUUGGAAAUGUAGGCUUUGGUUUAGGAUUGAGUGCCCUUUGGUCCGGCUGUAUUCUCGAUAACAGCGAGUAUGUUAUGGUUGGUCUCACCAUAGCCAUCCUGAGUACAAGCAUAAAAGGCAUGGCCAACAAUAUUCUUGCGCCCACCAUGGUUGAUAUGAAGUUUAUGUUCCGCACAUCGAUGUCACUUAUAACCUAUGUAAUAACUUUAGGUGGUGUGGGACAAAUCACCCUAAUUAUAAUGACUGUAAUAAUGGGUGUAUUUUGUGCAUUAAUGCCUAUUUGUACCAAUAUAUGGCAAUUAUAUCUAUGUUACUUUACCCUUUCAUUGGGCUCCGGGGCGUGGGAUAGCAGUAACGCCGUGUGGGCUAUAGAGAUGUGGGCCGACAACAGCCCACCAGUGCUCCAGUUGUCGCAAAUGAUGUCCGGUUUGGGCUCAAUAUUGGCCCCAUUGUUGGUCAGACCGUAUCUAACGGGCGAUCUGUCCGUCGAUAGGCUUAACUCAACGGCAAAUGAUUUAUUAAACUAUACGGUAAACAGAAGGACUCGCCUAACCAUACCCUACAUGGUUACCGGUGCCAUCUACUAUUCCAGCGCCGGAGUUGUCAACAAAAACGAGGAAUGGUUGAACUCGUAUUGGGGACUCGAGACG